AAGAAAAUGACGAAAAAAGGCGGAGCGGCAGCUUUGCAGACCGAUGUGGCCAACGACGAGGACUGGAACAAGAUAUUGGAACGGCCGGGAUUAGUCCUCGUCGACGUUUACUGCGAAUGGAGUGGUCCGUGCACCGGCAUGGUCAGUAUUCUCAAAAAGAUCAAAAUGGAAAUCGGCGGGGACGACCUCAGUUAUGCUACGGCUCGAUGCGACGAAAUAUCUUCGUUGGUGCGUUUCCGAGGAAAAAGCGAGCCCGCGUGGAUGUUCAUUCGCGAUGGCAUGAUGAUAAACAUCGUAUUCGGAGCUAAUUGCCCGCAGCUCACAGAAACGUUGACCAAAGAGCUCAAACGGUUACAAAACAACGAGCCACCCGAAUUGUCGAUCCCGGUGUCCGAGAUCUGUGAAAUGGAGGCUGAAAGAACACGGAUCUUCCUGGAGGCCAAGAGAGCCAGGGAAGCCGAAGCACUUGCGAAAAUCGAGGCGAAAGCCACAGCCAAGUACGAGGCGAGACUCGAGCACUACGUGACUUCGCUCAGCCGCGAGACCCUUUUGAUUUUCUUCCCUUGGAUCUUCAAGGACGAGGAGGGAAACUUGCGGGACAAAAAAGCGAGUCCCGCGUACGUUGAACUGACGGAUCAAUUGUUGCCCGGUAACUUUGUCGUCGAACAGGAGGUGAAGAAACACAUGAGUGAAGAAGACGUGGUCGAGUUGCAAAAAGAGACGGACUUUGACCUCUGUGAACUGACUAAGCACCUCCUUACGGAUGGGACAUGUUUGUGCAUGCGCUUGAAAAUGUCCAGUAGAACGAUGUUGGAGGAGGAACUGGACGCUAACUUGUGCGAUCUGUUGUUUAACGAGCCGCGAGUUCCGCUCUCGCCAGACGCGAUGAUCGAUGACUGCUUCGUACAUCGACAUAUGACUAACAUGCAAGACUUCAACAGGGAGGGAGAAAGUGUCACAUCGGAGGCGGCAGAAAACUUAAUGACGUUGACAGUCCUAUGGGUACCGAUCAAUCAACGGAACAGAGCUAUCGUUUUUAAACAUAUUUUUUCAAAAUACGUCGAUUCAACGUAUCCGUUAGAGGAGGCCGACGAAGACAUUCCAAUAACUGUUUUCAAGUACGACAGUACCAAGAAAAAAGAAUUGAAAGUGGUUUUGAACACUUAUGCGAACGACGUCAUAUCUUUUGGUAUUUUCGAGCGUGACAGUCUGCCCAAUCCAAAAUUCAUUACUAAACUUAUGGAGAGAUUUGAACAUGAAUACAAAGACAAGACUGGAUAUGAAGUUUUUGUUGUUGUCAUUAAAAAAGAAAAUCCUGAGGCUUUCUUGUCGUUCGCCGGAAUAGGACCAUAUCACGUUAGCGAGAAUCCGGAAGUCGCAAUUGAAGAAGCAGAGCAAUAUUUUCCAAAAGAUGCCUUGGAAGACGAUCUCCCAUCGGAGGAUGAAGAUGGUCAAGGAGAAUUCGAAUAUGAGGGCUAUGAGGGUGACGGUUUUAGCGAAAUGGGUGAUAAGGUCCCGGAGCAAUAG
This is a messenger RNA of Copidosoma floridanum, 1527 nucleotides long. RefSeq lists its product as uncharacterized. NCBI's taxonomy places the organism in Eukaryota, Metazoa, Arthropoda, Insecta, Hymenoptera, Encyrtidae. The record is from RefSeq and is a predicted model, not a curated record.